Messenger RNA from Rotaria socialis, 333 nucleotides. The record is from the annotation of a GenBank genome assembly. NCBI's taxonomy places the organism in Eukaryota, Metazoa, Rotifera, Eurotatoria, Philodinida, Philodinidae.
AUGAAAAAAAAUAAUUUGGAUGGUCCUGAUGGUUUUUCUUACUGCUGGCAUGAUCUCCGUAAAGAGGAAGAGAUUUUUUCAACUCGUCCUCUAGGUGGUGGUAGCGUUAUGAAUUGGGCGUCGUUUGGUUGGGGUAGUAAAAGUUCAAUAUGUUUUGUGGACGGUCGAAUGAACGCAAAAGGAUAUCGAGAGGUGUUGAAAAAGCAUCUCAUUGAUAUCGGUAGCUGUAUGGGUGGGUCUGAUUGGAUCUUCCAACAGGAUAAUGCACCAAUUCAUCGAGCAAAAGUCAAUCUCGCCUGGUUUAAAUCGAAGAAAAUCUUUGAGGAAUACUAG